Messenger RNA from Lipotes vexillifer (Yangtze River dolphin), 2290 nucleotides. RefSeq names its product protein phosphatase 2 regulatory subunit B'delta (gene PPP2R5D). The transcript is spliced from 16 exons. Gene Ontology annotation, cellular component: nucleus; protein phosphatase type 2A complex; cytosol. Gene Ontology annotation, molecular function: protein phosphatase activator activity. The coding region runs from base 82 to 1890 and encodes 602 amino acids. The record is from RefSeq and is a predicted model, not a curated record. Lineage: Eukaryota; Metazoa; Chordata; Mammalia; Artiodactyla; Lipotidae. Gene Ontology annotation, biological process: protein dephosphorylation; signal transduction.
GCCGAGCGGGCCGAGUGCGGCCGAGCAAAGCCGGAGCCGGAGCGGGGCCGCAAGAGCCGGACCGGGUCCGGACGGGCCGAGAUGCCCUAUAAACUGAAGAAGGAGAAGGAGCCCCCCAAGCUUGCCAAAGGCGCGGCCAAGCCCAGCAGCUCGAGCAAGGAUGGCGGAGGCGAGAGCGCUGAGGAGGCCCAGCCCCAGCCUCAGCCGCAGCCGCCACCUCAGCCGCCACCGCAGCCGCCGUCAUCCAACAAGCGUCCCAGCAACAGCACGCCACCCCCCACACAGCUCAGCAAAAUCAAGUACUCAGGGGGGCCCCAGAUUGUCAAGAAGGAGCGACGGCAAAGCUCCUCCCGCUUCAACCUCAGCAAGAACCGGGAGCUGCAGAAGCUUCCUGCCCUGAAAGACUCACCAACCCAGGAGCGGGAGGAGCUGUUUAUCCAGAAGCUACGCCAGUGCUGCGUCCUCUUUGACUUUGUGUCAGACCCACUCAGUGACCUCAAAUUCAAGGAGGUGAAGCGGGCGGGGCUCAACGAAAUGGUGGAGUACAUCACCCACAGCCGCGAUGUUGUCACCGAGGCCAUUUACCCUGAGGCCGUCACUAUGUUUUCAGUGAACCUCUUCCGGACGCUGCCACCUUCCUCAAAUCCCACUGGGGCCGAGUUUGACCCCGAGGAAGAUGAGCCCACCCUGGAAGCCGCCUGGCCGCAUCUCCAGCUCGUGUACGAGUUUUUCUUACGUUUCCUUGAGUCUCCUGAUUUCCAGCCAAACAUAGCCAAGAAGUACAUUGACCAGAAGUUUGUCCUUGCUCUCCUGGACCUGUUUGACAGUGAAGACCCUCGAGAGCGGGACUUCCUCAAGACCAUCUUGCAUCGCAUCUAUGGCAAGUUUUUGGGGCUCCGGGCUUAUAUCCGUAGGCAGAUCAACCACAUCUUCUACAGGUUCAUCUAUGAGACAGAGCAUCACAAUGGGAUUGCUGAGCUCCUGGAGAUCCUGGGCAGCAUCAUCAAUGGCUUUGCCUUGCCCCUGAAAGAAGAGCACAAGAUGUUCCUCAUCCGUGUCCUGCUUCCCCUUCACAAGGUCAAGUCUCUGAGUGUCUACCACCCUCAGCUGGCGUACUGCGUGGUACAGUUUCUGGAGAAGGAAAGCAGCCUCACUGAGCCGGUGAUCGUGGGCCUUCUCAAGUUCUGGCCCAAGACCCACAGCCCCAAGGAGGUGAUGUUCCUGAAUGAGCUAGAGGAGAUUCUGGAUGUCAUUGAACCUUCAGAGUUCAGCAAAGUGAUGGAACCACUCUUCCGCCAGCUUGCCAAGUGUGUCUCCAGCCCCCAUUUCCAGGUGGCAGAGCGUGCCCUCUAUUACUGGAACAAUGAGUACAUCAUGAGCCUGAUAAGUGACAAUGCUGCCCGAGUCCUUCCCAUCAUGUUCCCUGCACUGUACAGGAACUCCAAGAGCCACUGGAACAAGACAAUCCAUGGCCUAAUCUACAAUGCCCUGAAGCUGUUUAUGGAGAUGAAUCAGAAGCUGUUUGAUGACUGUACACAACAAUACAAGGCAGAGAAGCAGAAGGGCCGGUUCCGAAUGAAGGAGAGAGAAGAGAUGUGGCAAAGGAUUGAGGAGCUGGCUCGCCUUAACCCCCAGUAUCCCAUGUUCCGAGCGCCUCCACCACUGCCUCCUGUGUACUCGAUGGAGACGGAGACCCCCACGGCAGAGGACAUCCAGCUUCUGAAGAGGACGGUGGAGACAGAGGCUGUGCAGAUGCUAAAGGACAUCAAGAAGGAGAAAGUGCUGCUUCGGCGGAAGUCAGAGCUGCCUCAGGACGUGUACACCAUCAAGGCACUGGAGGCGCACAAGCGGGCGGAAGAGUUUCUAACUGCCAGCCAGGAGGCGCUCUGACCUCCUCACCCUCCCACCACAGGGCCACAGCCCACUCAGCCCUGGGACACUGCCCUAGGCCUCCACCUUCUGCUCCCCACUGGCUGACUUCGGGCAAGGCAGGGCCUCUCUGCUCUUGGGAGGGGGAUGAGGCACUUGAGGUGGGGACACCCGCAGAGUGGUCCCUCUUCUCCCCCAAAACGUGUUCACGCCUCCCUGCGGCUAUAGUACAGACAGGCUGAGCGCGGCAAUGCUCAGCGCUCAGACAACUUGGGGAUGCCUGGCCCCCUCCUGCUCCUUGUCCCACAGCUGCCUGUGGCUGCUCUGAGAAAUACACACGGGAAUAACGUGCUCCUCUUUCCCCUGCAGCCUGUUGAACUCCAGGUGUCUCCUCCUUGUCUCCCUCCCCUGCAGGCAUAUA